This is a messenger RNA of Mesorhabditis belari, 1398 nucleotides long. The record is from the annotation of a GenBank genome assembly. Lineage: Eukaryota; Metazoa; Nematoda; Chromadorea; Rhabditida; Rhabditidae.
AUGUCGCUUUCUGCUUUUGUCCUCCGAAGAGCGCCAUCAUUGGUCACCAAGAGCGGAGCAUGCCUUUCAACUGGGGCGGAACAAUCGACAAAUCUGAAGGAAGUCCUCUCGAAGAAAAUUCCAGAACACAACAAGGCCGUCAAAGAGUUCCGUACACAACACGCCAACACCGUUGUGCAACAAGUCAACGUUGAUAUGAUCUAUGGUGGCAUGCGUUCGAUGAAAGGAAUGGUGACUGAAACAUCCGUGCUGGAUCCAGAGGAAGGAAUUCGAUUCCGCAACUACUCGAUCCCCGAAUGCCAGAAGCUUUUGCCUAAAGCCCCAGGUGGUGAGGAGCCCAUCCCCGAAGGUAUCUGGUGGCUUCUUCUCACCGGUGACAUUCCAAAUGAUAAACAGACUGCUGCUGUCACAAAAGAAUGGAAUGCUCGAGCCGACCUUCCAGCUCACGUGGCUCGCAUGUUGGACAACUUCCCUGAUAGUCUUCAUCCGAUGGCACAAUUUAUCGCGGCAAUCGCAGCCCUCAACAACGAAAGCAAGUUUUCUGCUGCCUAUUCUCGUGGAGUGCCAAAGGCUGCGUAUUGGGAAUACGCUUACGAAGAUUCAAUGGACUUGCUGGCCAAACUUCCCACCGUUGCUGCGAUGAUUUACAGAAAUCUGUAUCGUGAUGGCACUCCAGUUGGGGUCAUUGAUCCAAAAAAAGAUUGGUCUGGCAAUUUCUGCGCCAUGCUUGGUUAUGAUGAUCCCCUCUUUGCUGAGCUGAUGCGUCUUUAUCUGGUGAUUCACUCUGAUCACGAGGGAGGAAAUGUUUCUGCACACACAUCUCAUCUCGUCGGAUCGGCUCUUUCUGAUCCUUAUUUAUCGUUCUCUGCUGCAAUGGCUGGACUGGCUGGUCCUCUUCAUGGAUUGGCUAAUCAAGAGGUCUUGCUUUUCCUCAACAAGAUUGUGGGUGAAAUUGGCUUCGAUUACACCGAACAGCAACUAAAGGAUUGGGUCUGGAAACAUCUUAAGGGUGGACAGGUUGUCCCGGGAUAUGGUCACGCUGUUCUCCGCAAAACCGACCCGCGCUACGAAUGCCAGCGUGAAUUUGCUCUCAAGCAUUUACCCAAGGAUAAACUCUUCCGUCUGGUGUCAACUCUGUACAAGGUCACCCCGGAUAUUUUGCUUGAGCAGGGAAAAGCAAAGAACCCUUGGCCCAAUGUUGAUGCCCACUCUGGUGUGUUGCUUCAAUAUUUUGGAAUGACUGAAAUGUCUUUCUACACGGUGCUCUUCGGAGUUUCUCGUGCUCUUGGAUGUCUCUCGCAGCUUAUCUGGGCUCGUGGAAUGGGAUUGCCAUUGGAACGACCAAAGUCGCACUCAACCGAAGGAUUGAAGAAGCUUGCUGCUGCUGCGGCCAAGAAA